CCACAGCCAUAUUUGAGCGUGGAGUGGCAUAAGGUGCGCCACUGCGUGUUUGAGCGCGACAUAUUUGUUGGGAUCAUAUCAGCUGGAGCAGGCGGACUCGCUGAAGCUGUGCCCGCUGGUUGAUAUUUGUCUGGAAAAACGAAACGCAGUCUGUAGCCCGUGUCGAUACUUCGUUUAUCCCCGGUCCUUUCUGCACCGAGGGUUCGACAACAUGGACGUGAACGUGAGCCGCUGUCACCGUAUCAUCGCAUGUCUGGUCUUUAUUGUGGUUUGCUCGGUUAGGGGGUUACAGGGUGGUUUAGAUCGUCCAUUGAUGGGGGCGCCCGGGGCACCGGUUCACAUAUCGGAGUCAGACCCGGAGGUCAUUAAAGCUGUGAAAUUUGCCGAGGAACGUUACAAUGCAGAAUCCAAUGGCAUGCACAUACGCAAAGUCAGCAAAAUAAUAUCCGCUAGGAAACAGUUGGUUAAAGGAGUGCAAUACAGCAUCACAGUAGAGAUUGGGCGAACUCAAUGCAAAAAGACUGCAGUCCUGAAUGUUUCUGAGGAAUGUGAAUUUUUCCAAGAGCCACACAAGCAGAAGACAGAGGUGUGUUUGUUCGAGGUAUGGGACAUUCCCUGGGAGAACAAGUCUGUUCUGCUCCGACAAAAAUGCCAGCCUGCGGUUCAAAAGGAGACUUCGGUUGCAAAGGAGACCCAAAAAGUAGCACAUGUGCCCCUCUAUCGCAACAAGCCCACCAAGGAGUCUUCAGAGCUUCUAACUCAGUUCAAAGAGUUCAUGUUCACAUACAACCGUACAUACAGCUCCCAAGAGGAGGCUGAGAAGCGUCUGCGCAUUUUCCAGCAGAAUCUGAAAACAGCAAAGAAACUGCAGAGUCUGGACCAGGGCACGGCCGAGUAUGGAGUUACCAAGUUCAGUGAUCUCACAGAGGAUGAGUUUAGAAUGAUGUACCUGAACCCCAUGUUGAGCCAGUGGAGUCUGCAGAGGAAGAUGAAGCCAGCAGUCCCAGCCAACAGGUCAUCCCCAUCCAGCUGGGACUGGAGAGAGCACGGAGCCGUCAGCCUUGUCAAGAACCAGGGGUUCUGUGGCUCCUGCUGGGCAUUCUCUGUCACAGGGAACAUUGAAGGCCAGUGGUUCAAGAGGACCGGACAACUGCUGUCCCUCUCUGAGCAAGAGCUGGUGGAUUGUGAUAAACUGGACCAAGCUUGUGGGGGUGGGCUUCCAUCCAAUGCGUAUGAAGCUAUCGAAAACCUUGGAGGUCUUGAGACAGAGACUGACUACGGCUACACAGGACACAAGCAGAGGUGUGAGUUUUCCUUUGGGAAAGUGGUGGCCUACAUCAACAGCUCGGUAGAGCUGCCCAAGGACGAGAAUGAUAUUGCUGCGUGGCUGGCUGAGAAUGGGCCUGUGUCUGCUGCCCUCAAUGCUUUUGCCAUGCAGUUCUAUAGGAAGGGAGUGUCUCAUCCUCUGAAGAUAUUCUGCAAUCCUUGGAUGAUUGAUCACGCAGUGCUACUCGUCGGAUAUGGAGAACGCGAUGGCAUUCCUUUCUGGGCCAUCAAGAAUAGCUGGGGAGAAGACUAUGGAGAGCAGGGUUACUAUUACCUGUACAGAGGAACCAGAUUGUGUGGAAUUAACAAGAUGUGUUCAUCUGCAGUGAUUAACUAGGGCACACACAAGCACACGCUAAACCUUACUAUCUAUAUGUAAUAAACAUCAUUAAGGAUGAUGCUUAAGCUCUGAUGUGUGAAGCAUUUAUCUCUACUAUAUAGGUCUGUAGAAACUAGGACUACCAGUCCUCUUUUCAUAAAAAAAACCCUUAAAAUGAUUUUCACAAAUGUAGUUUCAUCCCUCUGUGAUUUACCACAGACUGCAUUGUAUUUUCUAGCCAUAACAGUUUAAGAAGUCCUCAUCUCUUGCAUUUGCAUAAUUUUGGGUAUACUACCUCUUGGGUGAUGGUAUGUGGAAAGAUUAAAUCUGUUUUUGAAUGAGCUUCUCCUCACACCUUAAAAUAGAUUUUUUCAGUGAAGGUUCUGGUGUUGGUACAGGAAGCCUUAGGUAACAAUAAACUGCUGACAUGCAUUGUUGUUUGCUGACAUAGAAAUUGAUUACUGUUAAUUUGCUGACAUGUUGAUGAAUUGUAGAUAACCUGUUGCUAGGACAUAUUUAUCUGGUAGAUAAUGUAUUUCACAUGUUAUUAGUUAUGUCCUAGGCCACCAAGCACAAGUAUUUCUACCAAGACUUUUCAGUUAGCACAUGUGCUGAGAGGAAGAUUCUUUAUGUUUUUAUGAGAUAAGGGAUGAAUGAUCACUACUCUCAUAACCUCAAUUUCCCUUAUUAACAUAACACCUGCAAUUACAUUAAGCCAGUUACUGUGAUAAGAAAGGUCAAAUCCUUAGAUUGCCUCUUCAGACCCAUGUUUCAUUAUGGUAUUAGAUAUUUGUGUGUAUUAACUUUUGAACUAAUAUUUAAAUGAUGUUUUUGGAAAGAACUGCUGUAACAUUGUAAUUAAUAUAAUGCUUAUAUAUGUUGUUGUUUUUUUCAACUCCAUUGUAGUGAUGUAGGCUGAAAUUUCACUGUUCCUCUGUCUUAAAUGGACUGCAUACUUCUACUGAUUAAUGAAGCUGCCUCGCAAAUACUGAUGAAUACUUUUUUAAUGUUGUCAUUUGUGGUGAUAGUGAAAUACUUCUGGACCAAUGUCUACAGAUGUUUGAAACUGCAAUCAUUUUUCACAGUAACUUUUAUUUAACAACCAUGUCCUCUAAACAAACACUGCUGAUAUGCAUCUAAAGUGCCCAUAGCAUAAUGUAUCAAAUAUAUUAACCAACGUUCACUGAACACUGCUCAGUGGUGAUAUUUCUCCAAUCUGUUAUCAGCGCUGCAUUUUCUUUGAAAACGGAGUGAAUGCUUGCUGUUUCUUGCAUGGUAUCAACUUUGGUUGUUGAGUAUGCUUUUUUGUCAUAAAUGUUAUAGAAAGCUACUGAAUAAAGUCCUUAAAUUCCCAAA
Messenger RNA from Electrophorus electricus (electric eel), 3001 nucleotides. RefSeq names its product cathepsin F (gene ctsf). The record is from RefSeq and is a predicted model, not a curated record. Gene Ontology annotation, biological process: proteolysis. Gene Ontology annotation, molecular function: cysteine-type peptidase activity; cysteine-type endopeptidase inhibitor activity. Lineage: Eukaryota; Metazoa; Chordata; Actinopteri; Gymnotiformes; Gymnotidae.